This is a messenger RNA of Xenopus laevis (African clawed frog), 1351 nucleotides long. RefSeq lists its product as uncharacterized. The record is from RefSeq and is a predicted model, not a curated record. Bases 655 to 1290 code for a protein of 211 amino acids. The transcript has 2 exons. Lineage: Eukaryota; Metazoa; Chordata; Amphibia; Anura; Pipidae.
ACCAUACCAGAGUGGGUCUCUCUCUCUCUCUCUCUCUCCCCUCUGAUGCCUCCAAGUGCACCCUAUACGGGUUGUGGUGAGAAGAACCCGUUGGGCAGGGUUGUGUGCUGGAGCUGCUGUAAGAAUUCCCUCCUAAAGGUAGAGAGGAGGAUGAAGCAGUCCAGAGGAUCAGCCGUUUCAGAUGGAUUCGAGGCUGGGUAAAGUGUUUUGUUCCAUGGAAGAGCACACGCGCCAAUACUGACGCGGACGCGCGUCGAGUACGGACGCGGAAGCGCGUGUAAGACGCGCGCCUGAGUUGACGCGAACGGAGUGACGCGUGCCGGAAGUGACGCACGCGGAAGACGCGCGCUCAAAGAAGACGCGCGCCCGGAAAUGGACGCGCGCGCCCGGAAGUGACGCGCGUCCGGACUGACGCGCGGGAAAACGGCGUCAGGAAGUGACGCAAUAAGAAGACGCUGGCAGUGUGUGCAAGGCUGGCGUUUUGGCUGGAUGUGAUUGUACACUUCGCCGGAAGUUGGAGAGCGUUGGUUCACUCGGCUACAGACUGUUACUAUGGAUCAGCCUGGCUCUGGAAAAGGAUCUCAGCCCAAAGGUCCUAGGUAAGCUGGCUGUGGAUAUAUGGAUGUAAUGAGAGAGAACGAUAAUUAGUGGCUGAUGGUUGUCUUUUCCAUUUUCAGCCUACAUAUGUCAACUGAAUUGCAGAAAGGGGAGCCUACUCUCUCAAAGAAAGCGGCUUCAGCUACGGACCCAGUAGCGUCUGCAGACCCUCAGCCUUCAGGAGCCCCACAAUUGGAUGCUCUGGUCUCCAUCAUCAAGCAAGCUGUAGUACAAGGCAUGCAAGAGGCUACUGCUUCUACCUCUGGGGUACAGAGGAAAGCUAAGAGGGUCAGAGAUUUGCCAUAUGAGUCUCUAUCAGAUGUGUCAGAUGAAGAAUUGUAUUCUCCAGGGGACGCACAUUCAGAACUCUCAGAGGAGGGAGAAGUGUUUUCUGAGGAAGAGAUUGCAUUUGAUCCUACAGCGAUAGAGAAUCUGGUAAAGGCAGUAAGGAAGACGCUAUGUCUUUCGGAAGAGCUACCUAAGUCUAGUUCAGCAGAUAAAUUCUUCCCAUCGGUCAGGAAAAGACAGGUGACUUUCCCGGUGCAUGAUUCAAUUAAGGAAAUCAUCAGCUCUGAGUGGAAGAGAACAGAGAAAAGUUUGUUAUCCAGGGGAAGUUUGCAAAAAAGUAUCCGGUGGAGGAGUCUUUCUCUAAAUUGUGGGACAAUCCGCCUAAAGUCGACGCUGCGGUGGUAAGGUUGGCAAGAAAGACGACGCUGCCAGUGGAUGAUGCAGCAGCUUUCCGUGAUCCAAUGGA